AUGGCUUCUUGCGUGCAUGUAAAUUCUCACGAUCUAAAGCCCCCAUCUCUCUCACAAGCUGUAUACCGAGAAGAUUGCACACAGUGUUUUGAUUCCAUCGACGAUGAAGCCGGUUUGAAUGUUUGCCUCACUUGCUUCAAUGGCGGCUGCGCUGGGGACAGAGAUCAUGCGUCUCUCCAUUUCAAGCGCCAUGGCCACCCCUUGGCAUUGAACAUCAAACGAAUUCGAAAGAAGGUCCAGCGUGAUGAGCCCCCACACAAAAUCUCAAAACUUGCAAUAGCUGCCGAAACAGAUGAAAACCGCUAUGACACAACCACGCGCGUUAUCUGUUAUUCAUGCGGUAAAGACGAGAUUGAUAAGACGAGUGGUGGACUAGCGAUGACCAUUGAUGGAGUCCUAAAUGCGAUGUCAUUCUCAAAACGAGAGGAGGUAAAGGCCUGGGAGCAGGAGUUCGUUCCUUGUGAACACACCCUCUGCCUGAAUCAACAGGAAUCCAGAAAUAUCGGGUCGAAAGACCUGAGUCAAUGUUCCAUGUGUGAUCUGAAGGAGAAUCUUUGGCUUUGCUUGGAAUGUGGCAAUCUUGGCUGCGGGCGUAGCCAAUUUGGUGGUAUAGGUGGAAACUCUCACGCCCUUGCACACGCGGACCGAACAUCCCAUGCGAUCGCCGUCAAACUUGGCUCGAUAACGGCAGAUGGCUCUGCUGACAUCUACUGCUACAAAUGCAACGAAGAGAGGACUGACCCAGACCUGGCUGUUCACCUUGCUCACUGGGGUAUUAACCUAGCGGGGCGUGAGAAAACAGAGAAAAGCCUGAUGGAGAUGCAGGUUGAACAUAACCUAAAAUGGGAAUUUUCAAUGACGUCUGAGGAUGGCCAUGAACUUAGCCCAAUAUUCGGGCCAGGGUUUACUGGUUUAGCCAAUCUAGGGAAUAGCUGCUACCUAUCAAGCGUCAUUCAAUGCCUAUUCGACUUGCCAGAAUUUCAACAGAGAUAUCGCCAUGAGAACGAAGAACCACCGCUCACAGAUUCCCCCGCGGAGGACCUUGAAACGCAACUGCGCAAACUCGCUGAUGGUAUCCUGUCAGGGCGUUACUCGCGAGCUGAUAUGGAUGUCAUUGUCGCACCCGACUCUCCAGAAGUCCCUCGCCAGAAAGGCCUAGUGCCGGCGAUGUUUAAGCAUCUUGUCGGUCGUGGGCACGAGGAAUUCUCGACAAUGAAACAGCAGGAUGCAUUCGAAUUCUUACUGCACCUCUUCAAACUCAUUAACUUAUCUAGGCAUCCAGAUAAUUUAAGCAGCCCCACCCACUCCUUCAUGUUCGCUAUGGAGCAACGUCUUCAAUGCGUGUGUUGCAAGAAGGUUCGCUAUAAGGUAGAUGAGCAGGACAAUGUUUCCAUCCCUGUCCCUGCUCGACGAUUAGCACUACCAGACGACACAACUUCUACUGGUCAAUUUGCACCGGUGACCCUCUUUGACUGCCUGGACGCCUCCACGUCGGAGGAGGUUGUUGACCUUGUCUGCCCUUCUUGUGGCAGCAAGGAUGGAUUUUCCAAGCGCUCUUCGUUCAGGACACUACCGCAGCAACUUGUCAUCAAUGCUCGGCGGUUUGAAUUGAUUAACUGGGUACCUACCAAAUUAGAUAUCCCAGUGGAUGUGAGCGAGGAGCCUUUGGAUUUAAGCCCAUAUCUUUCCUCUGGACAAAAAGAGGGCGAAGAGCUCCUGCCAGACAUCGAUGCUUCCAAAAGGGAUUUUGUGCCUAACCAAUAUGCUUUGGAUCAACUUCUCAGUAUGGGGUUCCCGAGGGCAAGGAGUGAGAAGGCACUCUACACGACUGGAAACUCGGAUUUCGAAGCUGCAAUGAACUGGUUAUUUGCUCAUCUGGAAGAUCCCGAUAUUGAUGAACCCUUGACUAUCAGCGAGAUCAGGGGGGGAGGAACCGACGCCUCACAUGACCCAGCAAAAGUGGCACAAUUGGUCGAAAUGGGCAUUGACGAGUCCCGUGCCAAACGAGCAUUGGGUGCCACAGGUGGUGAUGUCAAUAGAGCUAUCGACUGGGUGUUUAGCCACCCAGAAGCAGAUGCUGAAGGCUAUGGUCGUGAAUCAAACACCCAUUCUGAUGGUUGCCCUAGAAACCUCGGUUCUAGUGAUGUACCAGCUAGGUAUAAGCUUCGCUCUAUUGUCUGCCAUAAGGGUUCUUCAGUCCACGCUGGACAUUAUGUUGCCUUUGUCCGGAAGACUCUGCCAGGUCAGAAUGAACCAUGUUGGGUGAUGUUCAAUGAUGAGAAGGUUGUGAAGGCUGGGGACAUACAUGAGAUGAAGAAAUACGCAUACUUGUACUUCUUUUCACGGGUCUAG
Aspergillus oryzae RIB40 is the source of this 2352-nucleotide messenger RNA. Its product is annotated as ubiquitin-specific protease UBP14. NCBI's taxonomy places the organism in Eukaryota, Fungi, Ascomycota, Eurotiomycetes, Eurotiales, Aspergillaceae. Gene Ontology annotation, biological process: protein deubiquitination. The coding region runs from base 1 to 2352 and encodes 783 amino acids. The transcript is spliced from 6 exons. Gene Ontology annotation, molecular function: cysteine-type deubiquitinase activity; zinc ion binding; protein binding. The record is from RefSeq and is a predicted model, not a curated record.